This is a messenger RNA of Clupea harengus (Atlantic herring), 1956 nucleotides long. Its product is annotated as TOG array regulator of axonemal microtubules protein 1-like. The transcript has 7 exons. NCBI's taxonomy places the organism in Eukaryota, Metazoa, Chordata, Actinopteri, Clupeiformes, Clupeidae. Gene Ontology annotation, biological process: microtubule cytoskeleton organization. The coding region runs from base 1 to 1218 and encodes 405 amino acids. Gene Ontology annotation, molecular function: microtubule binding. Gene Ontology annotation, cellular component: cytoplasmic microtubule; cilium. The record is from RefSeq and is a predicted model, not a curated record.
AUGUUUGAUGACAUGUUCCCUUCUCCAUCUCUGCAGUCUCAGCAUCAGCUGCUUCAUCUCCAUCCUCAUCUUCUGCCCGUGCCCCCACCAGACCGCAAUCCCAUGAUGCCUUGCAGCACACUUGUGCGCCGCGUGAAGAAGGCCUUCAUGGCCAGUGUGGCAUCUGGCCAGCAGGAGGUGCUGCCCCCCAUUUUCACCAACCAAGCAACUGGCGUUGGUCAGAAGGAGGCAGAGAAGAUCAAGGCCAGCAGGACCCCGUUGGAGCGGCAAACUCUGCCCUUGCUCAGGACCCCGCCGUUUCCCACCGCCCCCGCUGUCCCCACUCCCCCACAGACAAUCAAUUGCGGACAGUUCCGCAGUAGACUGCCCCGCCUCAAGAAGACAGCAUCACUCAGUAUAGCUGCUGCUGUGGAAGGGAGCAAGGGAGCUGAAGGAGGUGAAGAUGAAAGUGAGAGGGAAGAGGCAGGCGAGGCAGAGCCAAAGGCCAAGGAGCUCCCAGAGCUGGCCAAACUACCCCCCCUGCCCUGCCCAGAGCAGGCCCUCCUGCAGGCCUUCAGGUUGCUCAGCGUCGAUGACUGGGAGAAGAAGAUCGAGGGCCUGACCUCCAUCAGGUCUCUGUCUCAGCACCAUGCUGAGCUGCUGCUGCCCAGACUGCAUGACCUGUGUCUGGCUGUCACUGAAGAGGUAAAGAACCUGCGCUCCAUGGUGUCCCGCACUGCCAUAGUGACCCUGGCCCACCUGUACGCUCAUCUGGGGCGGGGCAUGGAUGCGGAGGUAGAGGGCACCACCCGGGCGCUGCUGCAGAAGGCAGGAGAGGCCAGCGGCUUCAUCAGGGAUGAUGUGGAGCUGGCGCUGGGGUACAUGGUGGUCAAUGUAACACCCUCACGCAGCAUGAACGCUCUCAUCAACACAGGAGUCAGGCACCGUAAUACAGCCGCGAGGAAGAGCACUGCUCAGCACCUGGGGAGACUGGCAGAGGUCAUGGGGUCGUCCCAUCUCCUGUCUGGCAAAAACAAACUAACUGAACGCUUCAUCCAUGCCAUCAGCUGCCUGGCCGUUGAUUGUGCACUGGAAGUCAGGACCCAUGCCCAUAAUACUCUGGCCUUUCUGGCCUCCCACCCCAACCUCAUCAAGAUGGUGGAGAGGUUUGUCCCACAGAGAGACCACAUCACCAUCAAGGACAUUAUUAACAAAGGCCAGUGCAGAAAUUUGAAUUGAAGUGAAUCCAAACCCACAUCUCUGUAGACACAACAUAUUCAUUCAACACUGGCAGCAGUUAUAGCAUUGCUCUUUCAGAGGGCAUGAGCCAGCAACAGGCAGAUAGAGAGGUUCAGCCGCGCCACGUUGGUCCCCGGGUGUUGAACUGGAACUGUUGAAGAGGGCAAAGGUCAACACGGCUAGGGUCAGGAAGACAAGGCCAACCAGCACGAAUAAUGCGCUCAGCUUCUCUACGGGAUCGCUCUGAAAACAAAUCACAAACACUCCCACUCUUUCACCCUGACCUCACUGGUGACACAACGGUUGAUCGGCAUUGCUUAUAAAUUAUCUUUUUAUUGCAAUAAAUAUAACAUGAAUCCCAAUGUUUACUUAUAAAUUGUCAUUUGUCAAACAACAAAAAUGACAACAAUAUGUUAAAAAUCUGUUAAAUAAUAAAAUAAGUAAAAUAAUAGUAAAGUAAAAUAAGAGCCAAGCACCCACAUUCCAGUACACACAGACAGGCUCAUCCUUUAGGCCUGAAACCUAGCACCAUAGCAGUUCAAAGUGAUCUUCCUUUCUCUCAAGACAGCUAAUGUCCUUAAAAUGAUAAGAUAUCUAAUAAAAAGAUAUUAGUUGAUGUAAUUUCAUCUCGGUUGAUAAAUCUUCACCCUGGGACCUUACUCUCUAUGCAGAAGCGCCCCCUAGUGGUCUCAUCAGUGACUCCGAGCUGAUAACAUAAUUAUUCGGUGUAUGUAGCAA